This is a messenger RNA of Lasiosphaeria miniovina, 1125 nucleotides long. Its product is annotated as mannan polymerase complexes MNN9 subunit. Gene Ontology annotation, molecular function: alpha-1,6-mannosyltransferase activity. The coding region runs from base 1 to 1125 and encodes 374 amino acids. The record is from RefSeq and is a predicted model, not a curated record. Lineage: Eukaryota; Fungi; Ascomycota; Sordariomycetes; Sordariales; Lasiosphaeriaceae. Gene Ontology annotation, biological process: protein N-linked glycosylation; cell wall mannoprotein biosynthetic process. The transcript is spliced from 2 exons. Gene Ontology annotation, cellular component: mannan polymerase complex.
AUGGCGCGCCCCAUGGGGCCACUUCGUCUGAAGAAGACGAGCCCGUUGACUGUGGUCGUCGGUGUGGCUCUUUGCAUCUUCAUUCUAUACUUUUUAAUAGGCUCCUCGGCGCCCGACUUCUCUCCUUCUCGCAAAGCCGCUGCCGCAUCACAUCCCCUCUCGCCGCCGACCUCGCCGUUUCGGAAGUCGUCGGCAUCAGGGGGGAAGAAGCCUAAGCCGCCCCCCGUCACCCACUACAACCUCAACAACGUCACCAUAACCCCCAAUCCCAUCGAAAACCGAGAGAAUGUCUUGAUUUUGACACCCAUGGCUCGCUUCUACCAGGGCUACUGGGACAACCUCCUCAAGCUGUCGUAUCCGCAUGAGCUGAUCACGCUCGGCUUCAUUUUGCCAAAGAACAAGGAGGGCAACGCGGCGACGACAGAACUCCAGAAGCAAAUCACCAAAACACAAAAGUAUAGCCUGGAAAAGGACAGAUUCAAGAGCAUCAUUAUAUUGCGACAAGACUUUGAGCCGCCCCUUUCGUCGCAGGACGAGGGUGAGCGCCACAAGAUGCAGAACCAGAAAGCGCGCCGAUCCGCCAUGGCCAAGGCUCGCAACUCGCUGCUCUUCACUACGCUAGGUCCCGCGACAUCGUGGGUGCUUUGGUUGGAUGGCGACAUCAUCGAAACGCCUCCCACUCUUAUCCAGGACCUGGCGAUGCACGACAAGCCUUUAAUCACGCCGAACUGUUUCCAGCGUUUCUACAAUCCUCAGAAAAAGGCCAUGGACGAGAGGCCGUACGACUUCAACAACUGGGUGGAUAGCCCACAGGCGAAAGAGUUGGCAUCCAAGAUGGGCCCGGACGAUAUCCUGUUGGAGGGUUAUGCCGAUAUGGCCACCUACCGAUUGCUGAUGGCCAAAGUAUUUGACGAAAAGUCGGAUCGGCAUGAGGAAAUUCCGCUGGAUGGUGUCGGGGGCACAGCCUUGCUAGUGAAGGCUGACGUGCACCGGGACGGCGCUAUGUUUCCCCCUUUCCCCUUCUACCACUUAAUCGAGACAGAAGGCUUCGCAAAGAUGGCCAGGAGAUUAGGCUGGCAAGCGACGGGGCUGCCAAAUUAUAAGGUGUAUCACUAUAACGAAUGA